AUGUCCAGUGCCUUCCCUCUCCUCCGCCUACCAAAAAAGGCACUACAUCAUGUGCUUUAUAGCAUUGAUUAUGUUGAUAUAGUCUCAUUCUCUCUCGCAUCCAAUAAAACUAAGGAGGUGGUCAAAUCUCUCAACUUGAAAAUCAAUGAUAUCAAUUUGAAAAUUGAUAAUAUCAUCAUAAUUCAAAUUGACGCAUUCAGGAACUCUCCGUCGCAGAUGUUGUGGUAUUUCUAUCCGGAAAAUAAUAAUGAUAGAAUCGAACCAAUUCCAAUUUAUAUGCCAGCUCGUGUAAUGGGGAUGCGUGACACAAUUCCUCCACAGAACAUCGUGAAAUACCGAAAUCCUGGUCUCACCAUCCGAGAAUGGUUAGCUCAUUUUCAAUAUAUAUUCUUUUCAUCUAAAAUUCACUCACUUUAUUUUACUAGAGAAACAUGUAAAUUUGAUAUGAGCUCUGUGAAAGAAACGAUCGGAGGAUCCGAGAUAGGAACGCUCAGAUUUUAUGAUUCCUGUGGUUUGGAAUGCGCACAGAUGGCACUGAGACAAUUUCCAUCUGUCAAAUGUUUGUCCGCGGGCAGUCGAGGUCUUGAGGACCCCAGCAUGUACAGAAACAUUUUGAUUCAAAACUUGGAUAUGUUGGUUCUCGGAGAGCCUACUACGUCUAUCAGAAUUGGAUUGGAUGAGAUGUUAUUGAUAAAUAGCAAGGAAAUAUACGCUUGCUCAUCAACUAUCACUAAUAAAGGGAUCAAUCGGUUUCUAAAACAUUGGAUGAACGGAUCGAACCCGAGAAUGGAAGUCGUAAACUUUGAUUUUCCUAAUGGCCGGUUUCCGGAUAAGGAUGUUUUAUUGAAAGGAACGAAUUAUCACGAAAUACUAUCGAAUCAAGUCAGACGUUACAAAAGACAUGAGAAGAUCAUAGUGGUCAAAGGCGGAUACGAUAUUCGUCGAAUGGACGGAACUCUCGGGACUGUUACAAUUCGACAACGACUUCAAAUACGAUUUGUUCUAUUUUUCGUAUGGGUACAAUCAUCGUGCAAAAUCAGGUUCAAGGCAGAUUCGAGACUCGCGAAAUGGCGGAAAGAUGCAAUUUUUCCCGAAAAUUAUUUUUCUGGCGGGCCGAAACACGAGUCACAUCAUCAAUACUCAAGAUAUUUCAACGAAUUAAUGCGACAUUUGGCUAGCGGAGCUGCUCAUUCACCGAUUUCUGAAUUUCAAGGGCCAGAGAGAGACGAUCGGGAAUCGACGGAAUCAUUCCAUGACGACAAUCCAAGCAAACUGCAUUCGAUUGGUCCAUCAGAAGUCGCUGCUCUUCCGUAA
This is a messenger RNA of Caenorhabditis remanei, 1314 nucleotides long. RefSeq lists its product as uncharacterized. Lineage: Eukaryota; Metazoa; Nematoda; Chromadorea; Rhabditida; Rhabditidae. Gene Ontology annotation, molecular function: protein binding. The coding region runs from base 1 to 1314 and encodes 437 amino acids. The transcript has 5 exons. The record is from RefSeq and is a predicted model, not a curated record.